AUGAAUUAUAUUAUAAACUUAGUUGCUAGUUUGGCAUUUAUUUGGAUUACCUAUUUGGUUUAUUCGAUAAAGUAGUUUAAGCAUGAAUAGAUAUCAGAUUAGAUCUUAAUCUUUGCCAGAAGACUGCUUUUUUAUUCAUCCAUUCUGAUAAUUUUCCCCUUGCUGAUUCCUAAUGGAUUAGAAUUACAGCAUAAUUUAUUUUUAGAUGACCACUAAUAUUUGCGAGUAGUUCAUUUAAUAGAUUAACUUUCGACUGCCCAACGAGAAACACUUUCUGCUUAUGUAAAUCAGGAAUUUUCGGUGAAAUACAAACUGAUGUUGUUAGUUCCUAUAGUUUUAUUGUUCAAAGAAAUUUAUCUGAUUGCACAGAUCAAUUGCAAAGAGUCUUAGGGAAAGGAAAUCAAUAAUAAUUUGGCUGUUUCCAAUGAAUACCCUACCAAUCCUAUUAUUUUUCAAGCAAAAAAUGUCUCAGAAUACAUACCUGAUAGAAGCGAGGAGAUUCUGAGAAUUGAAAGUUAUAUUCGCAACAAUAACAUAGAAAAAAGGAAGUCUAUUGAUGAAAUUAAGAACAGCUAUUUAAAUAAUUAAUCAGAUCUUCUAAAUAAAUUAUAAUUUACAAUCGAUAGUAAAAAGCCUGAAAAAAUAUUGUAUUCAUAGUAUAGCAAUAAAUAAUUAGCAAAUGCAAGACACUUGGGAGUAAUUGAAGAAUCAGAAUAAAAACCAGCUAAUUUGAAAACAAUUCAUUCUCAAGUCUUAAAUGAAAAUUCAUUCUCUCUUGACAAUCAAAGCAAACCAGACACUCAUAUUUAAACGAGAAUUAAAUUAAUAAUUGGCGAAUUGAUCGUCCUACAGAUCAUACUUGGAUAUACUGCAGGCGUUUAAGAAAAGACAAUCCUUUCAGUUUUGUUCAUUAUGCUAUCCCAAUGCCUAAUUAUAGAUCUGUUUGAUGACUUAAUGCAAUUCAGUAAUUAUCAUUCAAUAUUUCAGUUGCAAAAACCACAAUGGGAACAUGCUUACUUGUAUUUUACCUAACUUUUAUAGCUUCAAUGUUUUUGGGAAUGUACUUUAAUCAGUACCUUAUUCAGAUAUGUUAUUGUAUAAUUAUAGCAUAUUGUCUAAAGCCCUUUGUGA
Molecule: messenger RNA, 1131 nt
Organism: Paramecium tetraurelia
Lineage: Eukaryota; Ciliophora; Oligohymenophorea; Peniculida; Parameciidae
Exons: 2
Source: RefSeq, a predicted model, not a curated record